This is a messenger RNA of Paraphaeosphaeria sporulosa, 620 nucleotides long. RefSeq names its product dolichol phosphate mannosyltransferase-like protein subunit 3. The transcript is spliced from 3 exons. Lineage: Eukaryota; Fungi; Ascomycota; Dothideomycetes; Pleosporales; Didymosphaeriaceae. Bases 87 to 371 code for a protein of 94 amino acids. The record is from RefSeq and is a predicted model, not a curated record. Gene Ontology annotation, cellular component: endoplasmic reticulum membrane; dolichol-phosphate-mannose synthase complex. Gene Ontology annotation, biological process: GPI anchor biosynthetic process.
CGACUACACAACACCAGGAGUGCUCAGUGUUGUUGCAUCCCACGACUUUCGGCCAGAACCAGAAUCGCAUACUCUCUACCGCAGAUAUGACGCGCGCUCAGCAGACCAUCUCCAUCGCCCUCCUCUUCACCUCUCUCUACCUGGCGGUUUUCCUGGAGAUUGUGUCUUUCCCGGAAAAGAUCCAGAGCGAGGUCGUCCCUGUGCUCCCUUUCUGGGCCCUCGUAUCGUUCGGCGCAUACCUCCUCUUCAAGCUCGGCUGGGGAGUCUUCACCUUCAACGAUGUCCCCGAGGCGCACAAGGAAUUGAUGUCGCAGAUAGCGGAAGCACGCGCCGAGCUCAGCGCAAAAGGCGUGGACGUUGGCUCCGACUAAACCAAACACCGGCGUCUGCGCUGGGACAAGAGGGGCAUAACAAUCGGCGUACAACGGGGAGCUAUAGGCAAUGCAUUUGAAAUGGUUGAUAUCAUGGGUAUUGGGUAAUUCACGCUAUGCUGCUGCUGCACGCCCCUUUUGUCUCUCCUUCAGCUUCUUCUCCGUCCGCAUGAACUCUCGUAUGCCUACGGGUAUAUUGUCGAACAAGGCAUCCUGGCUUGCUGGCGCAACCCAAUUCGUUUCGCUGCC